Messenger RNA from Klebsormidium nitens, 1419 nucleotides. The record is from the annotation of a GenBank genome assembly. Lineage: Eukaryota; Viridiplantae; Streptophyta; Klebsormidiophyceae; Klebsormidiales; Klebsormidiaceae.
AUGGUGCCCGGAAGUGCGUCUAUCAUGAUGAUGCAGAGAGAGCUUUUCAAGAAAAGACUGACUAAGAAAACAAGUGCGAAAGGGAUACAGCAAUGGGAGGUCUGCGCACUACCAGAGGAGAAGCAUCCAUCGAGGCGUCGGCGCAAUACAGCUCAGCAACUGGUCUCCAUAGGAGAGCUGAAAGUAGUUGACGAAUCGUUCAGAUGGCUAGCACAAGCGUACCACCUAGAUCAAUACUCUAAUGUCAACGGGGCGUUCGCUUCCAAACCCCUCCCAGCAACCAGCGACUUCCAUCAGCCGGAGCAGAGCCAAGCUCCCAGUCUCUUGAUCAAAUCUGGAUCAUCGCCUUGGCUGAACCGCCUUGCGCAACCUGAGCGGAAACAGAUUGACAAGGAAGGUCGAGAGACUCUACAGAGGACUGGCAGCACGGGAGAAUUGAGUGUUGAGAAGGUCCAGGCAGAGGACGAAAAUGUAUCCGAGAUGCUAAAAGGGAUCCACCGUCGCGACUUUGACGUGUUUGAAUUCGCUACCGCUGAUGGGGGUGUGGUGCUGAAGCCGGUCGCAUCAGCGAUUUUCAAAGAACUGGGGCUACUUGAGAAGAUUAACAUUGGCAAGCAGACGAUGGAUGCCUUCCUCGCAUCCAUCGAAGCUGGCUACUGUGAGGUUCCCUACCACAACGCGUGUCAUGCAACAGACGUUCUUCUGGCGGUGUACAGUCUCAUUUCGAGCAGCUCAAUGGCGUGGAUGACUGACCACGAAGUAUUCUCGCUGUUGAUAGCGGCGAUUAUUCACGACUUCAAGCAUCCGGGCGUGAGCAAUGGAUACCUCAUUGCAAGUCGGGACCCUCUUGCCACUCGCUACAACGAUCGCGCUGUGCUGAAUAUCAUGAAGGGUUUCUCGUCUGAGCAUCAGAAGGCUAUCCGGGCGCUCAUCAUCCAGCUGGUGCUGAUCACGGACAUGUCUGAGCACUUCAACUUCGUCAACAAAUUCAAGGCGUUCGUUCUGGGACCAGACUUCAGCCUCGAAGACCAGCAACACCGGCUCUACGUUUUCCAGAUGAUCCUCAAAUGCGCUGACCUCAACAGCGCUGCGAAACCACUCCGCUUAGCCAAAGUAUGGGCGGAUAGGGUCACAGACGAGUUCUUCAAUCAAGGAGACCUCGAAAAGAAACUGGGACUUCCGGUGUCACCAAUGUGCGACAAGCAGGCGGCAGACAUUCCGAGGCAACAGCUCCGCUUCAUCGAUUUCAUCGUGCAGCCAAUGUUUGAGAGCUUCGCGGAGUACUGCCCAGCCCUCGACGAAUGGUUCCGGGAUCUGGAGAACAACAAAGAGUACUGGGAAAGCCAGUGCAAAGGCGCGCAGCAAUGCUCAGGCAGAGCCAUGCGGCGAUCCAACAGCGAGAGGUCUCUCAAGUUGUAG